Molecule: messenger RNA, 757 nt
Organism: Anguilla anguilla (European eel)
Lineage: Eukaryota; Metazoa; Chordata; Actinopteri; Anguilliformes; Anguillidae
Exons: 4
Coding region: 146-637 (163 amino acids)
Source: RefSeq, a predicted model, not a curated record
UCUGAGGCAAUGAAUUGAAAGAAGGACAGAGAGCCUGAGUGCAGGGAAGAGAAAGGGAGACAUGAUUGUUUGUUGAGAGAGGGAGAAAAAGAGAAAACUAUCCUCGCGCCACACACACGCGCCAUCCUAAUUCACAUGUGGCACGAUGCGGGCUGUCUCUGCGCUGGUGCUCCUCUGUGUCGGUGUCUUGGUGGUGUCGUCGAUCCAGUCCAUUCGGCAGGAGCUGUCUAUACAGGCACUCAGGGACCACAUAGAGAAAGCAGGCAGCCAGGUGCGUAAAUACGAGGACGCGAUCGUCCAGGCAAAGCUGAAGAUCCAGGAAGUCAACGGCCACCUCUCUCCUAUCAACUCCAAGAAAGCCGAGCUGGCAAAGAAGAAUCAGGAUAUGGGCAAAGCUGGGGCCUUGGUUCUGAAGGAUAUCCAGGAAUGCCAGACUCAGAAGACGGAGGCUGAGAGUUUGAUGCAUGAUGCUUUUGAAAAUCUCGAGAACUCAAAAGUUCAACGACUGCAAGCAGAGGAGGAAGUAAAAAAAUUAAAACAACAAAUUCUGGACAGGGACACCAAGUUGUGUGAAUUUGUGGACAUAAAACAGGAACAAGGAAGAAAGCUGUGUGGAGUUGCUGAGUCCCCAAAAUAGAAGUUACAGGAUUACAUUUGAUGCCCUCUCUGUCCCCCCUUACACACACAUACAUGCUCACACACACACACACAAACCUACUGUAACCUGCCUAUAUUUUGAAAUAAAACGUUUUUAACU